AAAGGAAACGAAUCUAAAUCUUCUUUGUAUUUUAUUGCUCUUAAUUUAAUUAUGCUCAUUUCAGGAAUGUUUCAAAAGCAAUUUAAACCUCCCUUUAAAUGGAGUAAAUCACGAUUCUUCUACAGAGUUCGGCAUCCCCACCACUGCAAUCAAGCGCCGCACACCUACUGAUAACGCCGAGGUCGAGCGGACAAUGGCCGCCGCCGCCGCCGCCGCCGCAGUCGCCGCCGCCGCUUCGUCGCAACCGGCGUCCCAGCCCCUCGCCGGCCGCGUGGCCAUCGUGACGGGCGCGUCGCGCGGCAUCGGGCGCGGCAUCGCGGCGCACCUGUCCGCGCUCGGCGCGAGCCUCGUCCUCGGGUACGCGUCCAGCUCCGCCGAGGCCGACGCGCUCGCCGCGGAGCUCCCCCGCGCCGUGGCCGUCAAGGCCGACGUGUCCGACGAGACGGGCGUCCGCGCCCUCUUCGACGCCGCCGAGUCGGCCUUCGGCGCCGGGGCGCACAUCCUCGUGGCGAACGCCGGCUUGCUCGACGACAGGUACCCGCACCUGUCGAACACCCCCACCGCCGACUUCGACCGCACCAUCGCCGUCAACCUGCGCGGCGCGUUCCUCUGCCUCCGCGAGGCGGCGAACCGCCUCCCCCGCGGCGGCCGCAUCGUGGCCAUCACCUCGUCGGUGGUCGCGUCGCUGCCGCCUGGCUACUCGGCGUACACGGCGUCCAAGGCGGCGGUGGAGGCGAUGGUGCGGACCAUGGCGAAGGAGCUCAAGGGCACCGGCAUCACGGCGAACUGCGUCGCGCCGGGCCCCGUGGCGACGGACAUGUUCUUCGCCGGCAAGGACGAGGCGUGGGUGAAGCGCACCGUGGAUGCCAACCCGACGGGGCGGCUCGGCGAUCCCGGCGACAUCGCCGCCAUGGUCGGCUUCCUCUGCACCGACGCCGCCGAGUGGACCAACGGCCAGGUCAUACGUGUCAACGGCGGCUACGUCUCUUGAGGGUGGUGUCGGUGGCACGAGCGAUUUGGCCGCGUGUUCGAAUGUUGCAGAGAACUGAAUAAAUUUGGGGACAUUUGGGGAAAUUCGAUUCGAAUCGACUGAUCUGUUCAUAUAUACUGCUCUGCUUGAGUCGAAAUCUUGAAUAACUCUGAUGAAUGUAUAAACAAAAUCCUCACAAAUUGCAAACGCAAACGCAAA
Messenger RNA from Oryza sativa Japonica Group (Japanese rice), 1189 nucleotides. Its product is annotated as NADPH-dependent aldehyde reductase-like protein, chloroplastic. NCBI's taxonomy places the organism in Eukaryota, Viridiplantae, Streptophyta, Magnoliopsida, Poales, Poaceae. The record is from RefSeq and is a predicted model, not a curated record. Gene Ontology annotation, molecular function: oxidoreductase activity.